UCACGGUUUCAAAAUUUAUUCCAAAACUCUUUUUAACUUAUUCAUUUUUAAAUGCGCUGACAAGGAAAGCGCAGCAAGGCCACCUCUUUGAACAAUUGGGUGCUCAACAACCCCCUUUUAGCCUCCGGCGAGUCGGCGUUCGAAUUUGCCUUCGGGUGGGAUGAAGAUUUUGGGGUUCCGGGAGCGUUCGUCAUCAAGAACAAUCAUCCCAACGAGUUCUUCCUCAAAACCAUUACCCUCCAUGACCUUCCCAAUCAUGGCGAUGUCCACUUUGUUUGCCACUCUUGGGUUUAUCCGGCUUCCAAAUACAACUACGACCGCGUCUUCUUCGCAAACCAGCAAAGUGUACACACCAGCUGAACAAGGUGUUGAAAAUGGUGUGUGGAAAUUAGCUAAAGCUUAUGUAGCUGUGAAUGAUUCAGGGGUUCAUCAGUUGGUCAGCCACUGGUUGAACACACAUGCUGUGAUUGAGCCAUUCGUUAUUGCAACAAAUAGGCAAUUGAGUGCACUUCACCCAAUAUAUAUGCUUCUGCAUCCCCAUUUUCGUGACACUACGACUAUCAAUGCUUUGGCUCGCCAGAUAUUGAUCAAUGCUGGUGGAAUUCUUGAGAAGACAGUUUUCCCUGGCAGAUAUACCAUGGAAAUGUCUGCUGUAGUUUACAAGGGUUGGGAUUUCACUGACCAGGCACUCCCAACUGAUCUUGUAAAGAGAGGUGUGGCUGUAGAAGACCAAAAUUCCCCACAUGGUGUUCGCCUACUAAUUGAGGACUACCCAUAUGCUGUUGACGGGCUAGAAAUAUGGUCAUCUAUCAAAACAUGGGUAGAUGAAUACUGCAAGUUACAUUACAAAUCAAAUGACAUGGUACUGAAAGAUACUGAACUUCAGGCUUGGUGGAAGGAACUCCGAGAGCAAGGACAUGGUGAUUUAAAAGAUAAGCCAUGGUGGCCUAAAAUGCAGACAAUCCAGGAGCUGAUUGACUCAUGUACCAUUAUUAUCUGGAUAGCCUCUGCUCUUCACGCGGCUGUUAACUUUGGUCAAAAGAAGCCAUCAGGAUUCAGAUGCUCUCACAGGUCCCUCGUGGUUGACUUUGGGAGACCCAUCUGAUUUCAGAAUGGAAUUUUGUUGGGGAUCAGCAUAUCUGGGCGGCUUUGUCCCUUUUCUAGGGGGUUUGUUUUCACGAUUUAGAAAACCCU
Molecule: messenger RNA, 1194 nt
Organism: Cuscuta campestris
Lineage: Eukaryota; Viridiplantae; Streptophyta; Magnoliopsida; Solanales; Convolvulaceae
Source: the annotation of a GenBank genome assembly